Messenger RNA from Porites evermanni, 4017 nucleotides. NCBI's taxonomy places the organism in Eukaryota, Metazoa, Cnidaria, Anthozoa, Scleractinia, Poritidae. The record is from the annotation of a GenBank genome assembly.
CUCUGCUUGAGGUUCUUGGGGUGGAUUCAAGGUUGCGGCUUGCUUGGAAACUUUCACUCUUUUCUUAGUGCCGAGAAAUUUGAACAACUCAUCGACGCUUUAACGCACACUGACAGGACGAUGGUGUUUAAGGUACUACUAUUUUCCUAAUUUUCUUUCUUUUCCUCGUGUUGUUAUAUUUCUUAUAAACUUGCGUUUUAAGUUGCUCAUGUCUCGCUGUGCCUAGAAAAUCUUACUUUGUUCCUUCCCUAUAAGGAUAGAAAGGAUAUUGCAUUUUUUCCAAACGAGGAGCUCGCUUUUAGUUCUUUUUCCUUUCAUUAGCAUAAGGAGUUUGAUUUUUUCUGUUCUGUCAUAUGCCGGUUUUAAACCUUUCAGUGCCAAAUGUGGCCAAAGGCAAAAAUUCGACAAAAAUUCCUAAAUUUCAUUUUGCAAAAUUUGAAAAAACAAAAAGCACCAUGUGAACAUACUGCCAGAGAGGAUUUGGUCCACAGACUUAAAAGCAAGAGCCACCUUACAAAACCUCAUCAUUAACUCUGGCAGUAAAAGGAUUGAUGAAUCAUCAACCACUUCCAUCCUCCCACUCUUGCAGUGGCACUUAAUGCCCAGUUUUUAAUGUAUGUGUGUUUUUUCUUUCCUUCUUUCUCUCUUUCUUCUGUUUCCUUGUUUCGUAAAAUUUGUUAUUCAACAGUUGUGACUUGGCGCAGAAUCGGCUCGCAAAGAGGAGGAAAAUUAUUACGUUUUAGAAACCGACUCAACAAGAUUAAUUGCCCAACGUGAAUAGAUUUAGAAGUUGAUCAGUAGAGCGCUUGUCUUUUCUUUUAAUACCGUUAUCAUGAGUUGCGUGUGUCUGUGCAUUUGUCACAUUCGUUUGAAGUAUCACUAUUUCAGCAGAAUUUAAGUCGUACUUAUGAUAUCCAUGUAAUGUUCUUCAUUGUAAAGCAUCCGUGACAAAUAUAUGAAUAACCCAGAUCGAUAAGGAACAAUUUCAGCAAUUUGGUUAUAGUUUGUGGAUAAAAGUGGGUUCUUGAAACAUUUAAUGUGAAUUACGGUAUGUUAUCGAGGAAGCUAUUGUAGAAAUCAAAACAAAAUUGUCAAAAUCGACUGCACUUUCUCUUACAAUAUCUGGGCUAUCAGACCGAUUUAAAUUACUGCAAUUGACCCAUUCUCAAAAUAUGAAGGAAAAAAUCAAAUCAGGGAGUGGAAUUCGUACCCCUUCGCUUAAGAUAUUAACUGAUCCACUCAGAUAGCUAUAUAGAGGCACGUGAUGGCCUCGUGUGCAGAGUGAUCAGCCAAGUACACCCUGUUCGACGCGAUUCACUACGGGUUUCUAUUAUUAUAGUUAUUCUCUUUUCAUGUGGAUAUGGUUUACAAAAUCAAGAGGAAAACAGUACAAAAACCUUAUAAUAAUAAUGAUAAUAACAUUGAUCAUAAUUCCUCGCGGCGCUGAGCGAAGUGAGUUUAUAAUCUCGUCGCAGUACGUGAAUCGCGUGUGGGUCCAAGCGAGCUGCAAACUCGCAGCUUUCAUCUUUAUAUAUCCGAUGGUGUCCGCCAUGACGUCAUACAAUAGUUUGACGUCACGGCGCAAUUUGUUUCUAGGCAACAUUCGACUGAAAGCGAUUAUGACCAAAGUAUUCAUGAAGAGCUGUCUGUUCAUCAUCUACAAAACAAUGUUUACUAUCGGUGAAUCUAAAGCCAUUUCUCAUGCACACAGAACAGCAAAGAUGGAGACGGCAUCAACAAAAAGCGGAGCAGAGGGAACAUCACUCAAUGAAUUUCGAAUGCUAAAGUACUUUAAGAGCAAAUGGAAGCGAUUUUGGAUAAUUAGCCUUAAUAUCUUAACAUGUGAGCGAACAUCGCGCGGGUAACAAAACACGUUUUGCUCGCAGACGAGGUUAUACCGUAUCGGCCUAGACCGUUGGGCUUCCAUUCUUUACAUGUAAAUGCGAUGAAAUGCAUUUACGUUGGGUUUUCACAGUCGAAACUGCAGUCAUUCUUCUAAAAAAUAUCUUUCAAUUCACGUUUAGUUUAAUAAAGCUCGAAGGUUUUAAUAAUAAAAUUUCGACAGGCCGUUUCGUGUGUUCCACGUGGCCUAUUGGUAAAGGUUUGGCCCGGUGCUUCGAAAAUCCUGAGUUCGAUUCCGGGUAUAACCUCUUUCUCUUCGCUUCUUUUCUUUUCUUUUCUUCUUUUUUUUUUCUUUUUCUUUUCGUUUAGUUUUCAUUUUAGGUAUAACAGUUUUGUUAUGUUUCUAUAUAAAAUUUUUAGAUUUACAAAUUUUCUUCUCGGCUUCACUUCCCGUUCCCCCGAAGUCCUUCGCGAGGUCCUGCGAUUUACGUAUUUCUAGUAAUAAUUAUGACAAUUUAGGGGUAGCACAUCCACAAAGUGGUUCUUCGUCUCACAUUUCUGGUCGAAUUGGAAUUCAACUGGAACCGUUGCUUUUUGAGGAGAGGGGAAGUGCAGAAUACCCGGAGAAAAACCUCUCGGAGCAGAGGAGAGAACCAACAAAAGACUCGUGACCCACACAUAAGGAUCGGAUUUGAACCCGGGCCACAUCCGUGGGGUGCGAGUGCUCUUACCACUGCGCACGCACCCUUGCUUCCUAUAAAUAGAAAAACGAUAGUUUACUCUGAGGCGCCAUCACAUUAAUUAAUUGUUUGCUCAUUGACUUUUUUUGUUACUAUUCCAGAAUACAGCCUUUUUGCUUAUUUUAUCUCUGAUCAUUUGUAAUGACGCUAUCACCAUUCAGCAAUCCCCGUGUCAGAUUCAAUCAUUUUACGCUCGGGAAAUUGGGUCUGGUGAAGGCAACCUCCUUCGUGUUCAUUUGGAUACGGCUGGUAUCCCGACAAACGUAUCGAUUAGUGGCUCCUGUGACAGCACUAAGAUAAAGUUUUCAAGUAAGUUAUUUAUCUUUUUAGUCGUUAUGAAGAAUUUUAAUUAGGGACCCAAUUCACCUCAUCAUAUAGAGCACUAAGCUUGUGGACAGUGGUUUUCGCUUCGCCCUGAUUCGUUACUCAAACUCAGGACUGGCCAUAACGUUUGCAAAAUUUUCUAUUGAAUAUUUCCAGAAUUCAUCGAAGAGCGAAGAGCCGUCAAUGGAUCUAAUUUUGCAGUGUCCUUCCAUUGGGAAAUCGACAAAAAUUAUGUGUUGGCUGUGAAAGAAGGGAAAUUAAUCAUUAAGGUAACGGUUGACUUUCUAACUGCUCUUUCUUGUCUACAAAUCGCCCUAUGUAAGGGAAUCCAAGACAGUCUUCGAUUCUGGAUUCCACUCCGUGGAUUCCGGAUUCCGGGUAAUCGAUUCCGGAUCUCUUUGUCAGUGGAACUUGGAUUCUGGAUUCCGAUCGUUAGCGGGAUUGCGGAUGUCUUGAGCUGGAUUACAGAUUCCACAAGCAAAACGUUUCUCAGAUUCGUGGCUCCGGAUUAUCUUACAUGGGGCAAUACAAAAUAUAUCGCGCGCGUAGUGGCGUUUCCUAAAAUAAAUCGUUCGAUAUAGAGGGGCAAUACUUGCUCUUUUGAGAAUUUCUAUUCACAGCAUCUACGCAGUUAAAUUCGGUUCCUAGAGAAACACAAGCCGAAUUUCCCUUGUUAAAUAGCUUGCCAUGGUAAUUGUCAGUACUCUUCACUUUUUAGUUUUUAGCACUCGUUAUAUGCAUUACGUUAAACAUAAAGCUGUGUUUGCCCUCCCUCAAAAUAAAGCAUCAAAUUGAGGUCAAGAUAUUGAUCAAAAGGUGUUUCAAAGGGCCUAAUAAUGAUGAAGUUGAAUUUAACAUUUUACUCUGAUAUCUAAGUGGUAAUAGAUGGCUUGCUUAUUCUUAACUCCUCUAGUUUGAUUCUGGAAAAGAAACCUCUGACAGCCAUUGGUUCAUUUUGAAAUCGUGUGACAAGCGAAACAGUGCACUUGUUGAACUGAAAACGAUGACAACGCCUCAUUUGUACGUGAAAUAUGGCUCUUCAGGAAAUCCUUUUAUGGAAGCAUCGACAGACCGAAGGGCAUGGUUUGAAAUCUUGUCUUCGGCUUGUUGA